This is a messenger RNA of Nicotiana tabacum (common tobacco), 1247 nucleotides long. The record is from RefSeq and is a predicted model, not a curated record. NCBI's taxonomy places the organism in Eukaryota, Viridiplantae, Streptophyta, Magnoliopsida, Solanales, Solanaceae.
AAAAACUGGGAAAAGCUGCGCAGCCUUUCACAAGACCCCACCCCUCCCUGAUCGUUCAUUUUCUUUCAGCAAAACAACAGCCCUUGAAACUUGAUUUUCUUCAACCAAGACACAAGAAAAGCCAAGAUCCGCCAGUAACCACCCCGAACGACUCCAUAUACUCACUCCAUCAUCCUCGUUGCCAGCUGCCCAUCAACGCCUAGCUCCCCAACCCAUCUCGGCAGCUUUGACCCGCCGGACAGACCCAAAAUCCAGCGCCCAGCCUUCAACCAGUCGUUGUCCGUCGCCAGCAACAGAAACACCACGCCAAACGACCACCCUCCAUAGCCACCCAUGAAACAGAACAACUAGUAAGUUUUAUCAACUCAAGCUCGUUUAGCAUCUCUUUUCGGUGAGCUUCGAGUUCGUCGGAGGUCGUUACCCGAGUUUUCGAUUCAGUCAUACGUCUAGGUACUAUCGUUGGUUUCUGGUUUGAGCUCCGUCCAUAGUUUAUCGGAUUGAGGUCUAUUGCUGAACAUUGUUAUUGAUUAAUUUAUAGUGAUCCUUCAUUGUGUAUUUUGAUAUAGAAUGACGUUUUUGCUCGAUUUCUAGUUUACACAAUGGCGUGUGUGUGCUGUUUUAGUUUGGUUCUAUUUUGUCGCAAUGUUAGUGACUACUUAUAAUGUUGUAGAAACGGGCAUUUAGGCUCAAUGAUUAUUGCCUAUCUUGAAAUGUAUAUUGCUAUACCAUUAUACCUAGAAUUUGAAAGUGAAGAUGGCUUGGUAAGUUUGGCUUUGAUACGGUCGUUUUCACGGAUGAGGUCUCAUUUGUGUUUGGGAGUGUCAAAGCAAGAAGGGACAUCAGAUGAUACUAUACAAGCUGUUGCUGAAGCUUUAAAAAUUUCUUCGUUUCUUAAGAUUUCGGAAAUCACAGAGUUUUCGAGGCCUGAGGAAGUUAUAGAGCAAAUAGAUGUCAGGACAAUUGUUGUAUCCCUAUUGGAAUAUAGUGUCAAGCUUGAAGAUGUGGAGUCCUUCUUUGGUCAGCAUGGCAUGGUUAAUAGUGUGAGACUGCCUCGUCAUGUAGCUGACAAAAGGAUGUUUUGUGGCACUGCUCUGGUUGAGUUCGCCAGUGAGGAAGUAUGCUUUAUUCUGUUUUUUUUACAAGUAAUUCAUAUCGUUAGUAUUCUUCUGGAUACGCUCUUAAUAUACCAUCGUGGCUAUGGGUACGGUUCCCUUGACAUAGUUAUGAUACCUAAUUUCCAAACUCGG